This is a messenger RNA of Hyalella azteca, 1842 nucleotides long. RefSeq lists its product as uncharacterized. NCBI's taxonomy places the organism in Eukaryota, Metazoa, Arthropoda, Malacostraca, Amphipoda, Hyalellidae. Gene Ontology annotation, molecular function: nucleic acid binding. The record is from RefSeq and is a predicted model, not a curated record. Bases 1 to 1842 code for a protein of 613 amino acids. The transcript has a single exon.
AUGUACGAUCCGAUCGGCUUUGUUAGCCCAGUCACUCUGGGGGGCCGACUGAUCCUUCGCCGAAUCUUGUCUGAGUCAGACGAGCUCCCAGACUCCAGGCGUCUUGACUGGGAUGACCCUCUCCCAGAGGAGCAGCGUCGCAUCUACCCCCGCUGGCUAGCUAGUCUCGACGAUCUCCGCCUACUCACAAUCCCAAGAUGCUUUCUGCCCCAAGAUUUGGCGCAUCCCGUGUCUCAAACUCUUCAUGUUUUCGCCGACGCUUCCCAGGACGCCAUCGGCUGCGCGUCUUACCUCCGCUCCACCGACAACUCGGGUGAUGCUUACGUCGCCUUCGUGCGUGGGGAGAGUAGAGUGGCUCCGCGAGCAGCCACAUCCAUACCCAGACUCGAGCUGUGCGCAGCCGUCGAAGCGGUGAUGUCAGCUCAGCAGAUUCUACGAGAGCUGAAAUCACCCCCACAAGACGUUUAUUUUUACUCCGAUAGUAAGGUUGUUCUCGCCUACAUCAAUAGCGAAUCGGGUAGAUUCACUCGCUACGUACAACGACGCUUGACAAUCAUCAAACAAGUCAGCCGCCCAGAGCAGUGGAGUUACGUCCCAUCGACCUCCAACCCAGCCGACUUCGCUUCUCGGGCCACCGAACCCCGCGCGCUUCAACAGACAUCGUGGUUACGUGGGCCUGAAUUCCUGCGUCGUGAAAUUUUCUCUCCUGACAGUCAUUCACCUACGGACUUUUCGGAACUCGAACCGUUGCCGGAAACCGAUGACUCGCCUGUAUCGACAGCCUUGAUAGCAAGUUCUUCAGACUCCGACGAAACCUUUUCUGCUCUCAUCAGAAAACUGAGUUCUUGGCCCGCAGCGCUCAGAAUCGCAACACGAGUCGUGUCACUCUGCCGAGGUCUCGUACGAAAGAUGCGCCAGAAACAAGGUGAGGCCGUUCACAAAAAUUUCACUUACAUUGAGGCUAGAACCUUAGUUCAUAACAUCAUAAUUCGAGAGGCCCAGACGGUGGCCUUUCCUCAAUUGAUGUCAACGAACGAGCCGAAACUCGGUCCCUGGCACAGACUUGCUGCCCUCGCCCCCUUCCGUGACGAACAGGGACUGCUGCGUGUGGGCGGUCGCUUGGGCAUGUCUGAGCUUCCUCGCGAGAUCAAACAUCCAUUGCUGCUUCCUGCAGGCCAUCCAAUCAUCACCUCCAUACUUCGGCAUCAUCACAACUUGACAAAACAUCAAGGAAGACACGUGACCCACUCAGCAGUGCGCGAGGCUGGCUAUCACAUAGAGAACGGCAGAAGGGCCAUACAGAAGCUACUGCAGGGAUGCGUUACCUGUAGGCGCCUCAGGGCCUCGUGCGAAGCCCCUCAAAUGGCCAGCUUGCCACAAGACCGCGUUCUUGCCGCUCCGCCCUUCUCCGCUGUCGGCAUCGACGUGUUCGGUCCUUGGAUGAUCAGCCACGGUCAGACGACCAGGAGGACUUCUUCACUCAUGAAAUGCUGGGCGGUCAUUUUCACCUGCCUCGCGUCUCGAGGAGUUCACAUAGAGUGCCUCCCAUCUUUGGAUACACCGACGUUCAUAAAUGCAUUCAGAAGAUUUGUUGCAAUUCGUGGCGGUUGUAGUACAGUUCGCUCCGACAGGGACACAAACUUCAUAGGAGCGAAGAAUCAAGACGAAGGCAUCAACGUCGAACAAGCGAGCAGGUGCCUCCUUGACCACGGUGCCACUUGGCUCUUGAACCCCCCUCACGCCUCCCACUUCGGAGGCGCUUGGGAGCGCAAGAUAGGCCAGGUGUUUGGACGCGGCGAUGUUGCACGCCACUCCGCGCUCAAUUACCUACGACGAGCUUGA